CUGGUCUUCUCCAGCUUAGGGCCCCAAAUCUCCAUGGUAACCCUUAGACGCAAUUCUGAUUCAAAGGAGGAAGACCUGAGAGGGUGAGCCCAGAACACAGUGUGGAGACCUGAGGAGCCUCUCUGCCCGCUUGUGCCCUGUUCGCUUCCUGGAGCUGUCAGGGCCCGCGCCCCUGUCUCCGCAAAGACCCCGAAGGAGGUUGCGCAGGUCUGCCCCCUGCUGGACACAGAUCCAGGAUGGCUUUUCUUCGGCUGCUGCCCCAAAGGCUGCUCCUGCUGGGCACUACUGCCUUGACCGUGUCUGCCUUAGGGACCGCGGAUCUGACGGACCUGUGCGGACAGACGUGGCAGGGGGACGGGCUGCAGCUGCGCUCGCACUCGACUUCGCGCAAGUUCUACUUCGUGACUCCAGACACUGACUGCACGCUGUGGCUGCGCGCUGCGGCCCCUGAAGACAGGAUGCGCUUCCAGUUUCGCUUCUUUCUGGUUUACAGCCUGUCCUCGGCCACCCGGACUACCGCAGCCACCCAGACCACUGUGGCCACACCAACCGCCAAAGCAUCCUCCCGCGACCCGUGCGCACCGGGCUCCUACUUGCAAUUCUACGACGGCCCGCAGGAGGCGCCCCGGGCCCUGGGACCCCCGAUCUGUGGCCUGACCAUCCCAGCCCCAUUCAUGUCCUCAGGGCCCUGGCUUGGCUUGCGCCUGGUCACCAGGGGCCGCCAACCCCGGGUGGACUUUUUGGGCGAGGUCACCUCUUUCCGCCUGGGUCCUUGUGGCAUCUACUUCCGCUGUCGGAAUGGUAGAUGUGUGCCCUGGAGCCUACUCUGUGAUAACUGGAACAUGGACAACUGUGGUGAUGGCAGUGACCAGGACUCCCGUCCCCCAGCCAGCUGCGGAGGUCCCUCUCUGAUGCCCAAGGAGACCACGACAAUGGAAAAUGACAGUUCCAAGCCUCUGACUCUCCUCGUGGCUCUUGGUUCUGCAGCUAAGCAGACUUCUCCGGCAGGUCUGGCGCCUGUCACACAAGAAGUGUUGGAAGGUCCCUGGCUCUGGUGGGUAGCUCUGGCCUCCUCGAUACUGCUGACCUGCACUGGCCUUCUUUGGUGCUGCUGCUGCCUGGGUUGGCUGGCCUGGCACCCAGAUGCCCACAGGCUUCGCCUCAGGUGUUGUGCAGCUUGUAAUGUUUGUCACCAAUGCCCUGGCCGGGUGGCUCCUGGAGGUCUGUGGCUGAGCUGGCCGGCCUUCCAGAACCAGGGAGAUCAUCGUUAGGGGGCUGUAGUUAUCUGGGGUCUGACAGGCCUGGGUUUUAAGCUCUGUUAGCUAGCUGACUUGGAAGAGGUCACUCAGUUCUUUGAACGUCAGUCUGCCUCUCUGAGAAAUGGGCCAUGUCCUGUUUCCCAAAUGAGGUAAAGGCUGCAGAAAGCAGAAGGAUCAGGCAAGCCUGGUCUACAUAUCGAGUUCUAGGACAGCCAUGACAACAAAGAGAAACCCUGUCACAAAAAAACAAAAACAAAAACAAAAAAAUCCCCAACCAAACCAAACCAGGAGAGAUGGCAAGUGCUUAAGAAUACUGGCCGCUCCUCCAAGGACCCAGAUUCAGCUCUCAGCACCCACAUGGCAGCUCACAACUGUCUAUUAUUCUAGUUCCAGGGGAGCCAACACCCUAGUCUUUUCUGGGUUCCUCGGUAGUAGGUACACAAUAUGGUGGGAAAAACAAAAAGAAAAAUGAAAGACCAGAGACCUAAAAAUACAUCAGGCCACUGAAUGCCCUGGAUCAGAUACAAGGAAGGACACCUAAUGCAGGCUACAGUGGCCACCAGAGGCUGGUGUCCUGGAUGGAAGGGUGACACAUUUAGGACAGAUAUGGGGCUCUCAGUGCAGCAGGAUCCCCUGCUUGUCUUGUUUGAGCUGCAAACUCCUAGGACCCAGCUCUGUGGUGGUUGGCAAUGCUAACUGGGCCGUUAAACUCUUAACUGCAGUGGGGCCUCUCUGCAUCUCAGCCACUGCCUUCACUGGGGCCUCUUCAAACCUUCUGUAGUCGCUUUGUAAUACAGCACAUGCCUAUAUACCCAGAGAUACACGAGGCAGCGAGAAGCGUCCCGAAACGUCUGAGAAUUACCACUAGUCACUAGGAUUGGAAGGAGAGGAUCUGAGACUGCCAAGGGCCAUGUCUGCGAGGGAAGUCGUAGCCAAUGAUAUUGACGUGACUUAUCAAAACAAUAUCGACUUAGCAUCUAUGAGUGAUAUUGAUGUAGGUUAUGUAAAUUUAUUUGUGAUUCAAUAAAGCUUGAUUCGUGGGAAGGUAA
This is a messenger RNA of Rattus norvegicus (Norway rat), 2308 nucleotides long. The record is from RefSeq and is a predicted model, not a curated record. Lineage: Eukaryota; Metazoa; Chordata; Mammalia; Rodentia; Muridae.